UACAGAAUAAAUUACAGUUUCCCCCCGGGAUAUAAGAGGACAACAUUAAAUGCUGGAAUUAUAUAAUCACUUCUUAUCCCUCUGGGACAUUCCUCACUCACUUGCAUGCUACAAUAAUUACUGUGAUACAUGCUAAUUGGAUUAGUACUAUACAUUUUAAAAUCCACAACAAUAGGGUAAGCCUCUAGCACUUAGUGUUAGUGCCCAUUCAGUGCUAGUGGAUGUUUGCUGUGUGAGCAUGGUAUGCAAAUGUGGGCGUGCACGAUUGGUGUACUGAAGGUGUUACUGUGGGCAGGGGAGGAGAGACAGGCAGCAGGGCGGUGGAGCUGUUAGCAAUAACAUUCAUUCUGUGGUGAUUCAACAACAGUGACCUGAAACAAGACAACUGUGCUUACUCAGAAAUGAGUGUCUGUCAUUUGGAGGGCAUCUUCAAAGCGUUUUGUUACCAGUGACUGGCUGGAGGCCGAACAUUCGGAUUGCUCAAAACGGUUUUACAUCAGCAGACUUGUCACCAUGGCAACAAAGCCAUUGGCCUGGCAGGAUGAGGGUCCUCUCAACACACUAGAGGAGGGGGUCAAUGAGUUCUGGGCUCAAGGUGUAGCAGGUGCAACCAAAAGCCAUGACUCCCCACUGCAAGAUAAAGAGGCUCCCAGGGCAGAACCUGAAGAGGACAUAAACGUCCAGGAGCCUGGAGCUCGAUGCUCGCCUAACGACACAGCUGAUGCAACUGAAUCAGAAAACCAGGAAUUAACAAGAAUUUGUGUGUGCACCCCCAGGGAGAGACAAGAGAUGGUGACAGAAUUAGAACAAGCUGCCCAACUUUCAGAAGCAUUACAGGCUCAAGAGGAAUCGGAGAAGUCUACUGAUCCAUGUGAGGAUGCUUUCCCGCCUCCUCCAGCCUUUAUUAGUGCUCCAUCAACAGAGGACUGCUUUGAGAAAGAGAGCUUUUCUAGCCUAGAGGGGGAGGUGGCUACGUGGAUCAGUGAUGCUGAGAUCAUAUCAGACCCAAUAGAAAAGCCUCCAUCUCCUGAUAGACAGAUUAGUCCAGAAGGGCCUCCUCUUCUCCCUGAGCCGGUAACAAGAGAAACAGAUUCAUCACCUGAGGCGAUGACAGGAGAUAAUAUGAGAACAGAGGAAAAUAGCUCACAGCUGAACGUCUUACAGGAUAGUUUCAACAGUGAACCAGAUAAUAUGUCAAGGGUUUCCGUCGCCACAAUAAAUUCAACUGUUCAUCAUUCUCCCUCUGAUAGAAACAACUCAGAUGAUGAGUGCUCUGCUCCUUUUGCUGAUAAAAGCUUGGAAAAAGAGGAAGUGAGCAUAGAUAUUAUGUCUUGUCAACAGCAAUCAAGAUCCAAGUCUUUCGAGGCCUCAUAUUCUGCCUAUGAACAAGACCCAACCUCCUCUACAGUUCCCUCUGUCGAACAUCAGGAGGAGCUGUUGUCCCAGAGUCCAAGUGAACCUGCCCCCAGGGGAGAAAACCAGGAAGCGGCACAACAGGUGCACGGCCAGAGCUCCUCACCUUUGUCAACUGUUGCCAUGGAGCUGUGUAAAUGGGGCGGGGCAGCUUCUCAAGGCCCCGGUUGUUUGGUAGCUGUGAGAGAAAGGCACAGUGGGGCGGGGGAAAGCACAGAGGGAGAGAGCAAGCAAACAGGUGGAGAGGGAGGGCAGAGAGAAAGAGGACUUGAAAGGAACAGGUUGCUUGAGCAGCAACACGGUGGAGGACUGUUAACAAAAACACACCGAGCACAAGAGAUUAAGCCAGGAAAUCACAGCUUUGUGUAUACUAAACACACCAGGAUGGAGAGUGACUUGUAUGAUGACAGCCAGAGUGACAGUGGGGUUUCAGCUGACUUCUCCCCAUGCAGCACUUUGGAGGGCAACACCACCAUCUCUCCAGCAGCGGCACCCAAAGAGACUCCCAUUGAGAGGGAGAUCCGACGGGCUAUAGAGCGUGAACACAGCCUGAGAAGGUCCAGAGGGCUACCAAAUCCACCUACAGCACCAGAGUAUGUAGAGAUCCCUCUGAGGAAAACUAUUCUCUGCCAGUCUAUCACUCUAAACUCUGAGAGGUGUCAAGGCAAAGACAGGCAGUUUGCAGGCAAGAAGAUGCAGCAAGAGAUCCACGAGGAGACCCAGAGGGAGCAGGAUCUGGUGAAGCUUGGAACAGUUCCAGGUUUCUAUGACAAAGGCACGGUACGCCAACUCAAAGACAGAAAACAACUUUUUGAGGCCUUUCAGAAGCCGGAUGACUCAACUCUAAGUCUGUCAACCAGGAGUCAGGCCAUGUCCUGGUCCUCUGUCAGUGACAUUUCAACCCUGGAGGACCAGGAGGACAUCUCAUCACAGGCGUCCACCAUAAGAGGCUCACAUGUGGAGAGGAUUAACACACAGAGUCAAAACCUAGCAAAAGGGGGGGGCACUCCACGAGGAGCGGGCUAUUCUGAGGGGAAAGGCUGUCAGGUUAUUAUCCUGGAGAACAAUCUGAGUGUCCCAGCGCUGAAGCUCUACCACGCCAAGCCAGAGGCACAGCCCGUCACUGUCGUCGACUCUGGAAGAUCUAACUUCACAUCGUUCAGAACAGGAGGCCAUGAUGGGAUUAAAGUGAGAGAGCACGAAAAGGAGGAGGGAGAAGACGAGGGGGCACCCAAGGAGAACCCCUUUUUCAAGCUGCGCUCCUCAACAAAUUUGGUUAAAGUAGAGAAGGAUAUCCGGGAGGCUCAGGAGAGGGAGAAGGAGCUUCACAAGCAGAGGAUCAGCCUGUAUGGGGGCACAGAGGGCCCAAAGGGAGCAGGGGGAGGUGGGGGGCCAGUCAUUGCAGAAGGAAAGACUCCCACGUUAUCUUCUUCUUCACUGAAUGGACUGGCUGUUCCUGAAUUACCCGCCUCAUCAUCCAGACGGGGAACGAGACCCACGGCAGCACGCCAGUCAGUUGGCAGGUUAGGCAUGUGGCCCCCGCCCCAGUCUGAAGAGGAGAAGAUUAACCGGCCAGAGGUCCUCCAGGGUUCCCUGACCCCCAGACAGAAGACUUCUCUGGUGCAGCGCUGGGAGUCCGGUCUAGUCAACGGACACAACACAGAGGACGACUGAGGAGACGUUGCUAGAGUGAUCUGAAAGAGUUAGGUUACAUGAAACCUGUAGUUUUUUAAGUGGAGGGCUGAAGGAGAUAAGAAGGAAAGCAGGGAGGAAAAUUGGAGCAGUGAUGAAGGGGAGGAAAGACAGAAUGUGAAUCCAAAAGAGGUCAGGGAUUGAGGCUACAAAGGGGGUCAGGAGGAUUGGGACCAAGGUAAAGGAUUGCUUGUGGACUAAAAACCCUGAAGAGUCCUCCAUCAAGAAGGAGAGAAAAAGAAGGAGGAGGGCCACCUAUUAGUGGAUAAGCACUUGGCCUGUUUCCUGUGCUGGAAAACUCUAAGACUAAUGAAUGUUUUAAAGGCAAAAAAUAAUAAUGACUUUGCACCGGGGGAAAGAAAAAUGUAAGUUUAGUAAGAAUUAAGUUCUUUAUCAUUGGAACCUUCUUGUAAUAAUAAGGAGUUGUGAUGUAUUGAUGAAAAUAGAUUAAGUGGGGCUGUUUGUAGCUAGAAAAGCAAUGUGUCAUCCCCAGUUGUAUGCCUUCAAUUAUGUUUUAUCCUGAGUUAUAUUACACCUGAAUUAUCAAAUAGAAUCCCAUACAAAAGUCAUGCAAUAAAUCCUGUAGAUCAAUGUGUUUAGUUUAUAAUGAGGUUGUGUCAGAGGUCAUUCAUUAUAGAGUCUAUACUUAGCAAAAAGUCUAACACAAAAAUAUACUGUUUCACUAAGAGAAAGAAUUUCAGCAUUAUUGUUUUUAGCACUUUGUUGAGGUGUUCCUUAUAUGGUUACUCAGUGCAUAGAAAACUGAUCUGAAUUUGUUAACCAUUGGUAAACCUUGAAUGACUACUUAUGUUCUUAUGUUUCUUGCAUCACUAAGAGCUAGAUUAUAGUGAAAUUAAGCACCUUUCUGUAACAGUGCAAUGCUGAUCUGGAUUUGAGAGCUAAAGGAUUGUAAUACACAUCUAAUGCUUAAGAAAUAGUUGCUCUGUUGUUUUUUCAAAUGAUGCAGGAAAAAAGUAUUUUGGAAUGAAACUUGAUUCACACAA
Molecule: messenger RNA, 4109 nt
Organism: Gymnodraco acuticeps
Lineage: Eukaryota; Metazoa; Chordata; Actinopteri; Perciformes; Bathydraconidae
Exons: 4
Coding region: 514-3087 (857 amino acids)
Source: RefSeq, a predicted model, not a curated record